Messenger RNA from Periconia digitata, 1029 nucleotides. The record is from the annotation of a GenBank genome assembly. NCBI's taxonomy places the organism in Eukaryota, Fungi, Ascomycota, Dothideomycetes, Pleosporales, Periconiaceae.
CCUACAACUUCGAUUUACGAUAGCAACAGAAUCACUAAGCAAACAUCAAUCUCGGAAGAACAACGCAACAUCAUGUCACCCCCACAUUCUAUUCUCGCAGCUCUGAUACUCUUCGCUACCGCAGCUCACUCUUAUCCGACUGCCACCCCAUUAGAUCAAAUCGCUUCCAAUGCCGAUGCUCUUGAAUUGACCUUGAAGGAACGUUCUCCGAACCCACAGUAUUGGGCAAACCAAAUGAAUCCUGCACCAUCCGAUUCGUACCCGAACGAUCCCAGUGACAUUGCUCCCGACUUCAACCAUGACGGUGCUGCACUAUCCAAACGUUUCCCUACCGGUAACAACAUUGUGAAACCUUUCUAUAUCUCUCAGUUCAAUCCAUCAUCUCAGUCGGUAACACACAAUCCCACGACGGGCAAAGUGUCUUUCAGCGGCGGAGUGACCACGAUCUUCACGUUCAACAUGCCCUCUAAUCUGGCUGGGCGCAAGUGCACCAUAGGCUUUUCUUUGGAAUCUCGCGAUAAUAGUGUCAAGCUGUCGAACGGCAACCCGGUCGUCAUGGUUUAUUCUCGCGCCUCUGCUCCACCCCAAAUGAAUAUACGCAGCUGGACCACAGCCGGUUCCAAUCGCGUCGAUCACAUAGGCAACCUCAAACUCAAUCGCAACGGCAACGCCGAUAUAUUUGAGACUCCCACGUCACUACGGGACUUUGAUUGCAUGACCAUGCAGCGCGCAUGGGAGGUAGCUCCCAGGUUCAACGUUGAGGCAGAGUGGGGUAAUGGCGCGGGGAGUGGAAUGUACAUCUCGUAUAAAUGAUUCGGAGUUUUCGUGUUCUUUUUUCCCAGUUGGUCAUCCUAUUUGACUAUCUGUUUGAGCUUUCGUGGUAUUUCUGGUUUUCGUCUGUUCUGUAUUCCAGCUUUUCUGGCGGUAUUUCUGGGUUGCGAUAGUUAUUGAGCAGAUGUAAUCAGUGGAUAAUAACGUUGAGGUGAGAAGUAAACCACGGGUAUUAUUUUGGAUUUGAUGACGCUCUUU